UAUAGAAAUGGGUAUAUAGACACUGAGCGGAGCAGGAGAAACAUUGUCAAACCAAAAUGGGUAGUGAGGGCAGCUCCAAGAAGAAGCGUUACCAUUCCGACGCUGAAGAACAAACAGAUGAUGUUGAAAGAAAGAGCCGAAGGAGAGAGAGAAAAGAGGAGAGCAGCAAGCGUAGUGAUAGCAGGAGGGACAAAAAGGAUAAGGAGAAGAGUAAGAGUAGCAGGACUUCCAGGAAGUCAGAUGAAGGCCUCCUGCUGUGGCACGUCAGCUGUUUCGCUUCCAUUUGGUUCAUUUGGCUGGAAAGAAACAGGCAUAUCUUUGAGGUGAAAGAUAACAACAUUGGGUCAUUCAAGGAUCACCUAAAAAUAGACAAGCAUUUUCUGAGCCCAAACCCAAAAGCAUUUAAGCUCCUACUCCUUGGUCGUCCUCAGCUACAACUGGAAACACAUCAUUUGUUCCACCCCAAUGACAUAGUCUAGAUCCUCUCAUUGGCAACCACCUGAGAAUGGAGUCAGCAAGCUUAAUUUGACAUCUGCUCACUGGGCUCCACUGGCAGGGCUGGUGUUGGAGGUGUUUAUACAAAUCCUAUGGGCACCUUACUGCUACUUUUUCAGGUCCCUUGGUUUCUCAGAUGCAACCGAAGCUGAAGCACAUGCACUGCUCACAGGUCUCAAAUUUUUUGACAGGGAUCAGGUAUCUGUUCUGUUGAUAGAAGGAGACUUGCAAAAUGUCAUCAGCAGGGUGAACAAAUCUUCCCUUUGGCCGUGGCACCUUGAGAGCAUAUUUGAUGAAAUUAUUGAGAUUUUCUUCCCACUGCAAAUCACAUUUAAGCACACGGAGUGAGGCAAAUGCCAUGGAGGACUUUUUGGCCCAAAAAGGGACCUCUAGAUCAGACCUCUGCAUAUCCAGAACCCAUCUGUAACUGUACAAUUUUGACAAGCUAACAUUUUGUCUAAAAUAUUCUGACCUUUUUGUAGUCCACAUUUGGCAUAUGUGCACCUUUUACCACAUCAACACAAAAAGUUAAUCCAUUAAAAAAAUUUCUUGUGAUCAGGUUCAUACAAACUGGUUGCUGCCAAUUUUGAGGUGCUAGAAUCUAUUAAAUAAGUAUGACAUGCUAUGACUUGUCAUCCGAGCGAUCAGGUUCAUACAACUGGUUGCUGCCACACUUUUGAGGUGCUAGAAUCUAUUAAAUAAGUAUGACAUGCUAUGACUUGUCAUCCGAGCAAACUGAUUUUCACUUAUAUUCUGGUUUAUGCUUGUAGUAGACUGUUGCAUGGAAGAAACUCCACUGCUUCUCAUCAAAGUGUUGUCAUGUCACUCGUGUGUUUAUGAUUACUCUCUCUCUCUCUCUCUCUCUCUCGGUGUUAAAGAUUUUAAUGUUUCUGCA
Molecule: messenger RNA, 1390 nt
Organism: Amborella trichopoda
Lineage: Eukaryota; Viridiplantae; Streptophyta; Magnoliopsida; Amborellales; Amborellaceae
Source: RefSeq, a predicted model, not a curated record